Molecule: messenger RNA, 7136 nt
Organism: Ahaetulla prasina
Lineage: Eukaryota; Metazoa; Chordata; Lepidosauria; Squamata; Colubridae
Gene: KLC1
Product: kinesin light chain 1
Exons: 17
Coding region: 183-2177 (664 amino acids)
Biological process (GO): axo-dendritic transport
Cellular component (GO): kinesin complex; membrane-bounded organelle; cytoplasm
Molecular function (GO): kinesin binding
Source: RefSeq, a predicted model, not a curated record
UUUUCGGAGAGGAGAGGGGUGGGGCUAAGGCCGGUCAGUCAGGCUUGGGAAGCCGGGAAGAAUUUGUCUCCCGGCUGCGAGAAAACGGAGGUGUAGGGUGGGCAACGGCGGUGCCGGGGUCGCCCCCGCCCCGUGAUUGACAGCCCGGUCUUUCCACCCGGGCGGUGAGAUCAGAGCAGGGAAUGUAUGACAACAUGUCCACAAUGGUGUAUAUAAAAGAAGACAAAUUGGAAAAGCUCACUCAGGAUGAGAUUAUUUCCAAGACUAAACAAGUUAUUCAAGGCCUAGAAGCCUUGAAGAAUGAGCACAAUUCCAUCUUACAGAGUCUACUUGAGACACUAAAAUGUUUGAAGAAAGAUGACGAGACCAAUCUGGUGGAAGAAAAAUCAAAUAUGAUUCGGAAGUCUUUGGAAAUGCUAGAAUUGGGGCUAAGUGAAGCUCAGGUGAUGAUGGCUUUGUCAAAUCAUCUAAAUGCUGUAGAAUCAGAGAAGCAGAAAUUACGUGCCCAAGUUCGUAGGCUAUGUCAAGAAAACCAGUGGCUAAGAGAUGAACUUGCUAAUACCCAGCAGAAAUUACAAAAAAGUGAACAGUCUGUGGCUCAGCUGGAAGAAGAAAAGAAGCAUCUUGAAUUCAUGAAUCAGUUAAAAAAAUACGAUGAUGAUCUAUCACCUUCAGAGGACAAAGACGCAGAUUCUGCCAAAGAGCCAUUGGAUGAUUUAUUCCCCAAUGAUGAAGAUGACCAAGGACAAGGAAUUCAACAGCCACAUAGCAGUGCAGCAGCAGCUGCCCAACAAGGUGGUUAUGAGAUUCCAGCAAGAUUAAGGACCCUUCAUAAUCUUGUAAUUCAGUAUGCGUCCCAAGGUAGAUAUGAGGUUGCCGUACCACUUUGUAAGCAAGCUCUCGAAGACCUUGAAAAAACAUCAGGCCACGAUCACCCUGAUGUUGCCACUAUGUUGAACAUACUUGCAUUAGUAUACAGGGACCAGAAUAAAUACAAAGAUGCAGCAAAUUUACUGAAUGAUGCCCUGGCCAUUCGUGAAAAGACCUUAGGCAAAGAUCAUCCCGCGGUUGCAGCAACUUUAAAUAAUCUUGCUGUACUUUAUGGGAAAAGAGGAAAAUACAAGGAAGCUGAACCUUUAUGUAAGAGAGCUUUGGAAAUCAGAGAAAAGGUGCUGGGAAAAGACCAUCCAGAUGUUGCCAAACAGUUAAAUAAUCUGGCAUUACUAUGUCAGAACCAGGGCAAAUAUGAAGAAGUAGAAUACUACUAUCAGCGGGCACUUGAGAUCUACCAAACAAAACUGGGGCCAGAUGAUCCAAAUGUAGCAAAAACAAAGAAUAAUUUGGCAUCCUGCUAUUUGAAACAAGGGAAAUUUAAGCAAGCAGAAACUUUGUACAAAGAGAUUCUUACUCGUGCCCAUGAAAGAGAAUUUGGCUCCGUGGAUGAUGAAAACAAACCAAUUUGGAUGCACGCUGAGGAGAGAGAAGAAUGCAAGGGAAAACAAAAAGAUGGCAUGACAUUUGGUGAAUAUGGAGGCUGGUACAAAGCUUGCAAAGUUGACAGUCCAACAGUUACAACUACUUUAAAGAAUCUUGGAGCACUUUACAGACGUCAAGGGAAGUUUGAAGCUGCUGAAACACUAGAAGAGGCAGCAAUGAGGUCCCGUAAACAGGGACUUGACAAUGUUCACAAACAAAAAGUUGCUGAAGUACUUAAUGAUCCAGAAAGUAUAGAGAGAAGGCAAAGCCGUGAAAGCCUUAAUAUUGAUGUGGUAAAGUAUGAGAGUGGACCUGAUGGAGGAGAGGAAGUGAGUAUGAGCUUAGAAUGGAAUGGGGAUGGCACUGGAUCAUUAAAACGCAGUGGUUCCUUUAGCAAACUUCGUGCUUCAAUUAGACGCAGCAGUGAGAAGCUGGUUAGAAAACUGAAGGGAGGAAGUUCACGAGAAAGUCCUGGCAUGAAGCGUGCCAGUUCAAUGAAUAUUCUUAACGUGGGUGGCAAAACAACUGAAGAUCAUUUUCAAGACACAAAUUCCAGUGUUGUCAAUAGAAACAAUAAGUGUUUCAUACAGAUAGCAAAUGAGGUGACAGAACCAUGCAGUUCAGACUACAAUCAGGGACGAACUAAUUGUCUGACAGAUUCAAGAGCUAAGAGUGUCAGUCACACUGAUUUGGCCCACUGAGGUUCUGGAACAGAUGCUAGCUAAAAAUGUUCGUAUGAAUCAUGAAGCACUGAGAUUCACAGGUUUUGGGGAUCCCCAUUAUGAUCUUUUUAGCACUUUUUAGGUUAAAGACAUAACAGAAUGGACUAUUUCUAGGCUCUCUUAAAAUAACUGGCAUUUUAAAGAAUCCUAGAGUUAGCAAUUAGCUUCUUUCUGAAGCAUGCUGAGUUUAUUGCAUUGUUACUAGCAAUUUGGAGUUGUGUUACAAAUAGCUGUAUAGCAGUAUUCAUAAGCAGAGGAAAAUAUGUCCGCAAAAUAGAAAACGAACUGAAGUACAAAAAGUCCAAAAGCUUUCCUCAAUGUGCUGUUUUAAAACUGUUACAGGAGCAUCCAUUAUUAACUAUGUGUACAUUUGCUAGAAUGAGAUUUACAUUAAGUUCAUUGCUGUAAGGAAUAAGGACUUUGUACACAUUAUAGAUUACAGAUAUGAAAAUUGUCAUGUAGUUUAUGACAUUCAUUCAUUCAGAAGACAAGAUACUGGCUAAUUGGAACGGAAUAACUGACACCUCUUGAAAAUGACACUAGCCAAUUACUUGUGGCUUUCUUCAGUCUAAAAAUUAAUGAAAGUGGUGGUUUACUUUAAUAUGGAAGAGAAAAGCAGAAUAAACUAAACCGAUUAGGUUUUCAGUCUUUUCCCACAAAACGCUCCUUUUUUUCCUCAGUCCAGAAUUAUAAAUACGUACUGCCUCUUGAAUCUGACUUCUAUUUCAGUUUGGAGUGAGAAAGGGGAAAAAUAAAUACUGUACUGUGAAGUUGUGGCUUGCAAGAGGAUCUCAUAAGAAAUUUGUCAAGAUAAAAAAAACACCUAUUACUGGCAACUUUUUCAAUCUUCCAUUGGUUUAUUACUCGUCUGGGUGAUAGUCUUUCUCUUCUCAGGGGACUAGAUAAGAAAGGAUGUUUAUCUGUUUCCAUUUUACAAUACUAUUAUUUGCAAGCAGGAAGUAGGAAAUGUGUGCCAGUCAUGAUUGUAUACCAAGAAAAUUAAAUCUCUGGCCAGAAGGAAUAACCAAGCUAAAUUAAUUUUGCUUACUUUCUUGCAGUACAAUCAAUGUUAAUGUGAACUGCAGAGGUUAAAGCACUAAAAGGAAUGUAUUCUAAUUUUACAAAAAUUACAUGCAACAAGAUUUUUGGUAGCUACAUCAGUCCAGUUUUUAAAUGAAAACUGAGAUCUGGUCAGUACUGCUGACUAUGUAGAGGUUUUGUGAGAACAUUGCAUAUCAUUUGUAAAUCUCAGUGAAUUAUACUUGCUGGUUCAUAGUGGAGUUGGUUAUAUUGUUCUUAACCAUCUUAGUUAAAUUCUAAAAUUCUAAACUGAUUUUGGAAAGCAAAUAUAAAGAAACCAAAAAGCUGAAGUAAGAUACAAUGACUACAUUUUUAAGUUGUUGUAUUUGGCAUUCCUGUCUGAAAAGGCUUUACAUUACAUUGGUGGUAUAUUCUAAUACAAUUUUAGUCUGUUACUCAAGGUGGACUAUAAAUAUGCCUUAUUCAAUAUAUUUUUGAGAAUAAGAGCAUAAAAUUUAACAUUCUUUGGAAUGAAGUGGUUAGAUUAUUAAAAUAAUAUUAGUCUCCCUUAUUUUUAACAUUUUUUUCCAUUUUUAGUUUCUUAAGGAGAAAAAGAUAAAUAAAAUAUUCUGAAUGGUAACAUGAUUGUCAGUUACAUUGUACUUUGUGUUUAAUAACAUUUUGUUUCAAAUUAAUAUUCUUAUUUAGCUUCAUAUUGUUAUAAAAUUACCUCUUGCAUGCAUACAGCUUAAAUGAAAGUUGAAAAUAUAUGCUGCCAAAAAGUUGAAGGGGGGCAGCCCUUUAAUGCCAUCUUAUUUUGAUCUUAUAACAAAGUAUAGUAGUAUAUUUAGAGGAAUGAACCAUAACAGCCGUCUCUUCAUUUGGUGGGACUAAAAUUUUGAACUGUCCAGUAGAAUUUAUGAAUAUUGUUACUUUAUGUCCUCCAGAUGAGAUGAAAUAAAUUCUCAGAAUUCUCAGGUCAUCUAGAAUUAAAAUUCUGGAAAUUAUAGGAAGAUCUAUUUUUAGAAGAAAAAUCUAGUAUGUCAUAUAUUAUGAAUAAGCAAAUGACCUAAAAUAUUAAUAUUCUCACAUGGGAAAUAAAUAUUUGUGGCUAAUCUAAAUGACGCUGCUAAAUUUGGUUCUUACUCAUCUGACUAGCUUGUCUUGCUUAUUAUGGGUCUAUCUGUGAAUAAAAAAUGAGAGAAAAAAUUUACCUGAUACUUUUCUUUGAAGCAGUUUACUCAGUACAUUUGAUUAGAAAACUGGAUAUACCCAAACCUAUGGCUGGGCCAUGUGGUGCGAUGGGCAGUUGUGAUAAGCUAUCACUCUACUGAUACACUAUUAAGGAAAUUAUAGUAUAGUGUAUCUUAUCUUCUGCAAUGCUACAGAAACAGUUAUCAUAUAUUUCCAGUUCAUGUUACAGUUUAGCCUUUCACUAAUUUAAGUGAGUAUUGUGGAAAAAUAAAUCACAUACCAUUCAUUUCAUUAGAAUCUUGUAUUUGGUGCAGAAAUAACUUUUGUUUGUGCAUCUGAAGAACUGAGUCCUCACCAGCAAAACCUCCUAUUAUAAAGGGUUUUUUUCCACUCUCAGAAGUAGCUUAAGCAACAAUCUGUGUUUUUUAUAAUCUCUAAACACAAUUCCUUCCCUACCAAGUACGCUUCUUUACAAUAAAUUAUUUAAUCCUGUCUUAGAAAUGUAUCCGUGGAAACAACAGGGCCAUCCAAUUAAGUCCACAACUGUCAGUGAAUCCCUUUUAGACCUCAUAACUGUAAUCUGAAAAAUAAGUUUGAGAUAUCCAAGUGAAACAAAGGGACGGUAGCAUGGGCAGUAGUUAUGUGGGUUCUUCCUGUUAGGAAAAUUGCCAUUUCUCACAGCUCUGGGGGUUUUAAGUAAAACAGGAGUGAACUGAAAGCUCAGUUGCAAUAUUAAUCUAUCUGACAUCUGCACAUUAAGUGUCUUGGCAGCAGCAUUAUUCAGAUAGAUUUUUUCUCUUUAGUUUUUUCUUUAAUUUUAAAAUAGUAUAAGUGAUGGUGAUAAUCUAAAUUGCCCAUUACAUUAUAUAUUUUCUUAGACAAUACUGUUCAUUAGUAACCAAGUCAUAAUUUUAUUUGUCUUAUAAAAUAAAUAAAAGAAGUUGCAAUAUUAAAUAGAGUUUACUUAAGCUACAUCUUUAAUAGAUGUCCCUACAUCCAUUUAGGAUGCUCAAGAAUAUAGUUGAAGAAAAUGCUUCAUGGAAAACAAUUCAGAUGUUUACUACAGAUAUCCCUCUUUGCAAGCAGGAAUGCUUUUUAGAUUUAACAAUGUUAAAUCAGAAGUUUUAUGUUAAACUAGUAAUUCCACUGAUUAUAGAGAAUUAAGUAUCUUUAUUAUAUAUAUUUCUGAAACAGAUUGUGUAGUGUUUUACUGAAUUUGUUUACAAUGUUGAAAUACACCAAUUUGUUAACAAGGUGAAUUUUCCCACUGAACUCUGCUACUAUGAAAUCUGCUGAAGUACAAAAUACAUACUUGUAACAUAAAUUCAUGUAAAAAAUAUUUUACCAGAACUUGUUUAUAUUUUGCUGAAGUUAUGAAUAUUCCCUUUUAAAAAUAUGAACUUUAUUUCAUUAUUGUAUAUCUCAAAAUUAAAUCAGAAAAAAUGUUACUUUUAAAAACACAUUACUGUAAUAUGUAAUCCGUGUGUAAUUAUCAAUGUGCAGUUCUGUGGCUUCAAAUAGUAAAUUAAAUAGUUUUUGUACUCUGUAUGUAUGACUUACUGCAAAACUGGAUGUAACUAAUGGCAUUUCAUCUGUGCACUUUAUGUAUGGCAGCACUGAUGGGGCUAUUGUGUAAUGGCAGGAUAUUCAGCUAAACUGCUGAAAUGGAGUAAUUCACAUACCCUUUCGAAACUCGAUUCAGAGCACUUAAGGAUACCAUAAUCAGAAAAAUCAACAAAGUAGCCGUUUAAAAAAGGAAAUAAAUUGUAUAGGUAGUCCUCUACUUAAAACAGUUCAUUUAAUGACAAUUCAAAGUUACAAAGCAUUGUUUUUUACACAGCCAUAGCAGCAUCCCCAUGGUCAUGUAAUCAAAAUUCAGACUUGUUGCAACUGACUCUCAUUUAUGAUGGUUGUAGUGUCUUAGGGGUCAUGUGAUUACCUUUUACGAUCUUCUGGCAAGCAAAGUCCAUGGGGAAGCCAGAUUCAUUUAACAACCGUGUUACUAACUUAACAACUGCAGUGAUUCACUUAACAACUGUGGCAGGAAAGGGCGUUAAUGGGACAAAAUUCACUUAACUGUCUCCCUUAGCAACAGAAAAUUUGGAUUGUAAGUUGAGGACUACCUGUAGUUCUAAAUCAGAGGUGUCAAACUUGUGGCCCGCAGGCCAGAUGCAUCACAUGCUGGCUCCGCCCCCACCCAGUUUAGCAAAGCGAAAAAAUCUCCAUAUGUCGCAUGUCGUCGCCAUGAUGUCGUGAGUUUGACACCUCUGUUCUAAAUAGUAUAGUUUUAACACUGGAAAAUAUUAAAAUGGAAAUAGGCUAAAUCAAUCGUGUAGAUUUGAUUCUCCAUAUUUUAUUUUUAAAAAUUGCAUUUACUCUUUAAAACAACUGUUCUAAUGAGGAAUUUUAUUCUUACAGGAAGAAAUAAUGCAUGAUCAAUUUAUCUGCAAAACUAAAAAAUUGGCUCUUUUAAAAGUCACAAAGUCUGUUUUUUUAAUUAGAAAAGCAUAUUUUAAAUUUGCCACAACAAUUUCCUUAAUCUAUUUUGAUUCUUAAAUGGAUGUUAGCGCAAAAAUAUUUGCCUUGGGCUAAAGAAGACUUUCUUCAGAAGUUUAUAGCAUGGUGUCUCUUUUGUUUUAAUCUGUUACAGAUUUGUGAAGUGUUUGUUUCAUUUUUAAAGCUUUCUUGUUACUCUCAAAGUGUAAAAAUAAAGAAUCAAACAGA